AUGGCCGUCACCCCUUCAACGUCCUCUGCAAGAUCACCAGGCUGCGGCUCCAGUGUGACUGGGGGUCAGAAACUCCAGAGCCAGAAACCGGCGACAAAGAACGAAAGGCCAAAGGGUGUCCCAUAUAAACGAAGCUACGUGGCAUGUUUGCGUUGUCGUUCCCGCAAAGUAAAAUGUGAUCUCGACGCGGAACCUCCCUGCGCCAAAUGCCGCCGCGAGCAUCGAGAAUGCGUCUUUAAGAGCGAUUACAAGACGGGUCGACAGCGUCAGCCUCCUCGAUGGGUGGAAAGUAGUCACGAGCCCGAAAUGACGGUCAACAAUACACCGGCACCUGUGGGCCUGACUGAAGAUAUGGCUCAUGCGCAGCCCUCGACGACCAGAGACAAAGGCUUCAGCAGCAACGUUAGCCACCAAUCCGCUGGCCCUCGGCCGUCUUUGAUGGAGCGCGCUAUGUCCAAAAUCAUGAUCGUACCCAAAUCCGAUGAUGUAUUGGCCACGCCGUUUCCAGCCGACUCAGCCAUCGGACUUGAAGAUAUGGCAAGCAAUAUAAGCAGCGCAAGUACCGACUGCUCCAAUCUGCAGGCUCACUUGACAGAACAAGCCAUCCCAUCCGCCCAUGGCGACUUGGAUCUGGACGUCAUCCGUCAACCCCUGGCGCCUGGGGUAUCUCGGCUUUCAAAGGUUGAGGACAAGACUCUAGAGGCCUGGAGCCGAUAUAGCCUCGUCCGGCAACGUUGGCUCCUCGCACAAGAAGCCGUCACGCUUGCCGAUCUCUUUUUUGAGUACCUCUCUCCAAUGAGCCCGGUGCUCAUGUCGGAGUACAAAAAUCACUCGACUCAUCAAAGACUGAUCACGGAAGAGCCUAUGCUGUGUACCACUAUCCUUAUGAUCUCGUCUCGCUUCUUUGUCUUACCCGGUGCUGGAGGUGUCGUGCGCAGUUACAUGAUCCAUCAGAGAUUGUGGCAGUGCUGCAGAGGUUUCAUUGAGCAGGUCGUUCUGGGGCGCGGCACCUACUCGGCUAAAAGAACGUCAGUCCUCAGCAUCAUCGACAGCUGUCUUUUAAUUACCGAUUGGCAUCCUCGAUACGCCGAUUUUCCUUCCGAAGACGAAAUAGGCGGCGAUUUGUGUCCAAGCCAGCAACCCGACCAGCCCUAUGACACCACGCGUUCGGAUUCCCAUCUGAUCCGCUGGCGAGAAGACAUACUCGAACCCUCCAAACAGUCCGACCAUUUUUCGUGGAUGCUGCUUGGUAUUGCAACCAACCUAGCCUGUAAAUCGGGACUCUUUUCUGACGGCCCCGUGGCUGAAACAUUGGAUCCCAAGGUCCAGGCCAGGUCCAUACGAACAACCAAGUUGCUUUACGUUUACUUGACCAACCUCUCCGUUCGGCUCAGUUGUCCAUCUCAUCUCCCCGAGAAUUCCAUCUUUCCUACCCAAGGCACCUCUGCUAUUCCCAGGGACAAUCCUCUGGCCAAGGACUGGGACUUUUUUAUGGACUGCUGGCUAGAGCUUGUCCGCCUGAUCAAGACAGCCUCAGUUUUGUUUUUCGAGUCACCUGCGUCGACCCAGAAACAACUCUUGACCGGGCAUUAUGCCAUUCUGUUGGACCAUUUUGGGCCGUCUCUGACACGCUGGCAAGCGAAGUUUGCGACAUACUCAAAUAGUCUGCCUCAAUCCCUACGAGACCUUCUACUGAUUGAAUUCCAAAAUUUGCGAGUCUAUACCCACGCCCUGUCGAUGCAGGCCAUUGUGGAAAGAGCUUUGGCUUGCGGGAUGAGCGGCACGGACCCUCUACAGACGAACAUCACGUCAACAUGCUUCUCGAGCUCCGACUACGUGUUCUUGCAAGAAGUUGUCAACGGUGCCAGUGAGAUUCUCAAAACAGCCACCAAAAUGGCCUUGUCUGGCAACCUUCGAUACAUGCCGGUCCGACAGUCACUCUGUUUUAUCUCGGCCGCCAUUUUCCUCCUCAAAGCCAUCAGCAUCGGUUCGGGGAGCAUUGAAAUCCAGGCAUCCCUGGACGUUUUGGAUGACUGUAUUGUGGCCUUAAGGUCGUCUCCCAUCGAUGACAUGGAUUUCUCCUCGAGGUUUGCCACCCUGAUCGAGAAGCGAGUGGCCAAGUUUAGAGAUUCAUUCAUGGUGGUGCGCCAUAACAGCAAUAACAUCAACAAUAGUGCACAUCACCAAAACCACCCCGACGACAGCCGGCCGAGUUACCACGAAAUGAGCGCGACUGGGGUCAGUUCGGAGCUCUCGACCUUCAAUGCCAGCCAGGACCAGGUCGGUCCAGCGUCAAAGGCCACCGAAAAUCUCGACAAGACAUCGCCUGGAUGCGCGGACUGGUGGGCCCGACCAUUUGACAAAAGUAUCGCACCGUUCAGUUCUUCGGGCAAUUUCAUCUCUUCGGGUCUGGAGCUCGACUCUCUUGAUUUCUUGUGGAAUCUGCCCAUGGAGAAUCAAUAUGGAGAGCUAUUUCCUUGA
Messenger RNA from Fonsecaea multimorphosa CBS 102226, 2481 nucleotides. RefSeq lists its product as uncharacterized. Gene Ontology annotation, cellular component: nucleus. The transcript has 3 exons. The coding region runs from base 1 to 2481 and encodes 826 amino acids. Gene Ontology annotation, biological process: positive regulation of transcription by RNA polymerase II; aromatic amino acid catabolic process. The record is from RefSeq and is a predicted model, not a curated record. Gene Ontology annotation, molecular function: zinc ion binding; DNA-binding transcription factor activity, RNA polymerase II-specific. NCBI's taxonomy places the organism in Eukaryota, Fungi, Ascomycota, Eurotiomycetes, Chaetothyriales, Herpotrichiellaceae.